Aspergillus niger is the source of this 888-nucleotide messenger RNA. RefSeq lists its product as hypothetical. The record is from RefSeq and is a predicted model, not a curated record. The transcript is spliced from 9 exons. Lineage: Eukaryota; Fungi; Ascomycota; Eurotiomycetes; Eurotiales; Aspergillaceae. The coding region runs from base 1 to 888 and encodes 295 amino acids.
AUGCGAAUAGCUGCCGAUAAGCACACUAUUCUGAACGCUAACCUAACUACGGAGUACAAGGAAUCAGAAUAUUACAAUGAUUCGGAUAACUAUGGCUGCAGUGUGACUAACGGUGGGAGGGGUAAAGAGGGGAAAUUGAAACUGAAGGUUGCAUGGUGGCAGACAGCACCAAAACCUCGCCCCAAAGAUAGUACUGACAAGAAGGAAAAUUACACGUCGCUAAUCCUGAAGGCCAAUAAUGGAACUUCCCGGGCAGUUGCAGGUAGGAACAUCAUGGGGAUUGUUUGGGAUUGGGCGGGUGUCGGGCGAUUUCGUGGAACGGAAAUAGAUUGGUUGAAGGGAGUGACAGACGACACUCUGCAGUUGAUUGAUCGAGCUUUCCAACACCCCAUGAAUUACAGCCUCAUUCGGGAGAAAUAUUGCCGGUACUACUACGACCAUCAUCAACAAGAAGGGGUGCAAUUGAUUGGGAAGAACACUGCCGGCCUGACUAAUGAGGAUGAACUGGCGACUGCAGGUCAGGGAGUAAGAGUAAGUAGUAAUGAUACCAUUGUGCGUAAAAUUGAGGAGUUCUCUGACUUGGGAAGCAACGAUGCUUCUCCCCAACAACCACUAGUGUUAGUGGAAAGGAAGGUGCCUGAGGGCCGCCCAGACCGCCGGACGGAAAGUCCACGUCGGGCACCCCAGAAUAGUCUAGCGCCAUACGGAACUGGUACGGCUGGCCAGCUUCAAGGCAUCUUCAGGCAGAUCUGGGCUGAUCCAGGCAUCUUCAGGCAGGAACCUGCCCCCUUCGGCAUAGGCCCGCCACCGCCCUCGCUGCCUGCCCUUUUUCUCUCACCUUCUCCUUUCCCCCCCCCCCCGUCGACUUCAUCCUUCCUCUCAAGGUAA